This is a messenger RNA of Eucalyptus grandis, 663 nucleotides long. RefSeq names its product protein PELPK2-like. Lineage: Eukaryota; Viridiplantae; Streptophyta; Magnoliopsida; Myrtales; Myrtaceae. The record is from RefSeq and is a predicted model, not a curated record. The transcript has a single exon. The coding region runs from base 1 to 663 and encodes 220 amino acids.
AUGGCAAACUAUCACAGGUUUGUGCACAUUUUGGGAUUGUUUGUCCUUGCUCUGUCCUUGAUGAUCGGCGAGAAUUCUGUUGAAGCUCGCCAACUUUUGGAGUUAGCAUUGCCUGAAGUGCCUGAAUUACCUAAGCCUGAAUUGCCUCACCUUCCCGACAUUCCGAGCCUACCCAAGCCAGAAUUGCCAUCUUUGCCAAAAGUUGAAUUGCCGUCGGUUCCCGAACUUCCAAAGCCUGAAUUACCAACAAUACCAAAGCCGAAUUACGAGGAAGUGCCUCAGGCGCCCAAACCCGAAUUGCCUCAUCUUCCCGACAUUGUGAGCUUGCCCAAGCCAGAAUUGCCUGAAGUGCCUAAAGUGCCUAAGCCCAAAUUGCCUCACCUUCCCGACAUUCCGAGCCUACCCAAGCGAAUUGCCAUCUUUGCCAAAGUUGAAUUGCCGUCGGUUCCCGAACUUCCAAAGCCUGAAUUACCAACAAUACCGAAGCAGAAUUACACUAAGUGCCUCGAACCGCCUAAACCUGAAAUGCCUCAUCUUCCCGACAUUGUGAGCUGCCCAAGCCGUAAUUGCUCGAAGUGCCUCGAUUACCUAAGCCCGAAUUGCCUCACCUUCCGACAUUUCGAGCCUACCCAAGCCAGAAUUACCAUCUUUGCCAAAAGUUGA